AUGCCUGCGCUGCGGUCUUCCGGUCAAGACUAUACCCGUCUGAUGUCCAAGAAUGCCUCUACCACGCACACAAAACGAAACUCAACGAGGCCAAUACCCCCAAUUUUGAAUAAGUCUGUGACAAAAUACAUGGCACAGGGUCAAUAUCUCUCAAAACGCAAUUCAACGAGCAGCUCAUCUCGUCCCGCUGCAAAUAUUGCACCGGCAGAGAUCCUACUGGAGAUUUUCUCCAUGCUGACACCGCGGGACUUCGACAACGCCCGGCGGACAUGCUCACAGUGGAUGCGAAUUAGCCUAAACCACAAGCUACUUGAGAACAUGUUGAAAAGAGCAGGGUGGUGGGAUGCAUGGCUGCAAGACUGUCAAACGCCACGCGUCUCUCGGUUAGAUGAAAGCGAGGUCUGGAGAAUGAGCCGCCGCUUUGCGACAGAAUGUCUCCUUUCGGGGCGAAAAUUGAAUGCCGAGAAGCCGGGGUUUUUGACUACCGCUGUGGUAGACUUUUCGAAUCUGUCGGAUUCUGCAAGAAGAACAUCCCGCACUCGACUUCAGCCGGUUUUGCAGACCGAAGGCAAACGAUCCGGGUCAACUUUCAGCAUUAGCAGUUGCAGCAACUACCUGCUUGUAACGACAGGCUACACGAUCUAUAUUUAUUAUCUUUCGGGUCAACGGUCUAGGCCAGCAUCUGCACCCUUCAGCCAUGGCAUAGCGCUAGUCUCACGCAUCUCGUGUCCGUUCGAGAUUCUGUCGGCCGUCAUCGACACCAGUAAGCCACAAUUCACCAUCGCUGCAUUGCUCUGCAGUCGUGUUGGCAUGAUCUGCAACUUGGAUAUGGCUUGGGCCAAAGACUCGACUACCAAAGGAUCUCAUUUCAACAGCAAAAUGGCCACCUCAUCCCGCCACUUCUUCUACAACAUCUGCACAGUCGACAACCCACCCCGGACAGUUGCUCUCUGUCCAGGGCGGCCGAUCGUCGCUUUCGGCUGCGCCGCUGGCAUCGAGAUUCAUAGCCUGAACGAAACAAAGCACCAGGAGCAACGCAGACACUUCACCCUCCCCCAACCCUCCGAAAUCCUUCAUUUCCUCCCAAGUAGUCCGGAAACACCCAACGAGCUACGUCUCAUUUCUUCACUAUCCGGACCAGGCUUGCACGAAUGCAAAUGUCCCCCUUCACCUUCACCUUCCCCUUCAUCUGCCUUGGCAUCACCAAAACUCGACCCAAAAAGCAACCAAUUCCAUUUCCUCGCAGAUAUUCAGUCCUUCAACCGCCGCAUCAUUCCCCACACCCCAUCCCGCAGCUUCGUCCGGGCAACACACUGUCACCACUAUCGUGCCGUCCCCAUUAACGACGGUUUGCAUAUCAUGUUCAUCGAGCCACGCACAAGCCUGCUAUGUAUCGGCACCGACGCUCCAAUAGGCGGGCCAACAAGCCUAACCCGCGCAUUCGUCUGCGUCCCGCCACCUUUCUCAAACACUCAAAACCGACAAAUCAAGACACCACCCCCAUCCCCAUCCCCCUCAAAUACAAAUCCGCCUCCAACAGACCUCCCAGUCCCAUCAACCUUCACCGCUGGCUCCGACCUCCGCUGGGGUCUCCGUAUUGUCGCAGUCUAUGGCGACCGCCUCGUGCUGUACUCGAUUCCCCUGGACGUAUUCAACGUCAUCCGCAAAGAGCGUGAACGUCAGGGCGACGGGGUGAUGGGUUCCAGCGAUCUCGCACUCGACUGGUACAUUGACUCGGAGCGAUCCCGCAAGCGGCGCGAGAGUCUGGUGCAAAACCAGAAUGGGGAUUGGGAUUUCCUGUUGUCUGUCCCAUAUCGGCCUACCGCUAUGAUGUGGCCGUUCAAGAUCUAUGGCAAGGAGAUUGGGUCUGUUAAGGGGACUGUGGAGCUUGCUUUGCAGUCUUCUGAGGGUGGUGUCAGGGUUUGGGCUUUUGGGAAGGAUGGCAAAGCUACGGUUUUGGAUGUUGAUACUGGCGAUGCUCCCACCCGGUCUCUUGGUGUUGGUUCUGAUGGGGAAUUGGAGGACCUUGGUAUCGUUCAGCGGGCUUGCUCAACUGGGAUACGUUCGAGAAAACGCAAGUUUGAGGAGGUGAAGACAGGGUUUGCGGGUCGUCAUGGUGCUGGUCGCUAUUCGGCUGAUGGAGUCAAUGUCAAGCCGUGUGCUGCUGGCGUUCACGGUAUACAUCAGGAUCCAUCUGUUCGACGCUCAUCUUUUGCAGCUUGCAUUAUAGAUUUUAAGAUUCCCUUGUAUUAA
This is a messenger RNA of Penicillium roqueforti, 2253 nucleotides long. RefSeq names its product F-box protein. The record is from RefSeq and is a predicted model, not a curated record. The transcript has a single exon. The coding region runs from base 1 to 2253 and encodes 750 amino acids. Gene Ontology annotation, molecular function: protein binding. Lineage: Eukaryota; Fungi; Ascomycota; Eurotiomycetes; Eurotiales; Aspergillaceae.